Messenger RNA from Haliotis rubra (blacklip abalone), 2002 nucleotides. Its product is annotated as delta(3,5)-Delta(2,4)-dienoyl-CoA isomerase, mitochondrial-like. The coding region runs from base 116 to 955 and encodes 279 amino acids. Gene Ontology annotation, molecular function: delta(3,5)-delta(2,4)-dienoyl-CoA isomerase activity. The record is from RefSeq and is a predicted model, not a curated record. The transcript is spliced from 8 exons. Gene Ontology annotation, cellular component: mitochondrion. NCBI's taxonomy places the organism in Eukaryota, Metazoa, Mollusca, Gastropoda, Lepetellida, Haliotidae.
GUAGGUAACUCUAAUACCACUGAACAAGCAGACUCGAUAAAACCAAUGCCUGCUAGCAAUAAUUGGAAAUCGUUCGUCACAGCAACAAGAAGCUACAGUACAUUGUGCGAGAGCCAUGUGUAGUGCACAGACCCCCAAGUUUGAGACUCUGAACGUCACCAGACCGCGGGACAUGGUGGUUCAGGUUGAGCUGAACAGACCUGAGAAGCGGAAUGCCAUGAACCAAGCUUUCUGGAGAGAGAUGGUCGAGUGCUUCAACUACCUAGAUGGAGACAGUGAGUGCCGUGCUGUUGUACUGACUGGAGCCGGGAAGAUCUUCACAGCAGGCCUGGAUCUGGGAGGCUUCGCUAGUAUGGACAUCAUGCAAAGAGAUGCUGAUGUGGGCAGGAAGGCUUUCAGGAUGCGCCAGAAUCUCAGGCCUAUGCAGGAAUCCUUCACUGUUAUUGAGAGGUGUACUAAGCCAGUGAUUGCUGCUAUCCACAGUGCCUGUGUGGGUGGUGGCCUUGACAUGACCUCUGCCUGUGAUAUACGCUACUGCACCAGCGAUGCAUGGUUUCAGAUUAAGGAGGUGGAUAUUGGUCUGGCGGCAGAUGUUGGAACGCUGCAGAGGUUCCCCAAGGUGGUGGGCAAUGACAGUUUGGUGAGGGAACUGGUCUACUCAGUCAGGAAGUUCUAUGCUGAUGAAGCUCUCUCCAUGGGCUAUGUCAGUCGCAUCUUCCCUGAUAAGAAAGCCAUGGUGGAAGGGGCCCUUGAUUUGGCAGUGCUUAUUGCCAGCAAGAGUCCCAUAGCUGUACAGGGUUCAAAGGUCAGUCUGGUGUAUUCCCGGGACCAUGGAGUGGCAGAGGGUCUGGAACACAUCAGUGUGUGGAACCAAGGCAUGUCUCAGAGUGAAGAUUUGACCAAAGCAACCAUGGCGGCCAUGCAGAAAAAAACGCCAACUUUCUCCAAACUUUAAUCUGUUGAUCAAGACAGUAUCUUCUGUGCCACAUAUUGAGACUAAAAUAAACAUUACAGAUACAUUGCGAGAAACUGUGCUCAAACCAUCGGUGAACUGUAGACUGUUGUACAUUGAUAGGCCGUGAGACUAAUCACUUUGUCCUGAGCUGAGUAAAAUCCUUGAACAACAAGUUGUUCCUUCAGAUAAUAUAGGUAUAGACAUAAACAAGGCUGGAGAGAGCUGUAGGCUAUUUGUUACUUGUAUUUUACUCAAGGUGCCUGUCCCUGUGGUAUGAUCAAAGUGUCUUGGUUUGUGAGAAACAAGAAGCAUGCUUGGAGGACAGCCUAGUGGGUUGUGUGUUUGUUCUAAAGCCCUCAUGAUUCUUUUACCAUCUAUGUAAUGUGUCAAGCCCAUGCUUCGACAUAAAGCUGCACAAUUGCUGUAAACUGAUGAACCUGUGUCCAGAGCUUGAAAAACAUUACCCUUCUUGAUUUGAUGAAGCUGCUUUUGUUGAACUUGAUUGCUUAAGUUUGUCAGCUUGUGCUAGCAUGUCCUUUAUAAUGCAUUACUUGGACAAAUGUUAGUGAUUCUCACAAGCUAUUUGAGGGGCUGGCUACAAAGAUCGAUAAUUGGAAAUAAUGUUGAUUGGAAGAAUUGUAAACGAUCAUUAAUAUGAAAAUUAUGGCAUGGGUAAUAUUGAACAAAAGCUUUUGUGAUGAAAUAUAGUUUUAGCUCAAUAUCACAAUACACAAAGUUAGGUCUUCCAGCAUGGGCUGCUUCUAAAUUAUGUUCAGGAUGCUGUUUGGUUAGUUAUCUAUCCAUGCAUAAAUAUAUCAUGCAAUUUUCAACUGUGAUGUGUAAUAUGUUGAUUUCUUCCUGGAGUUUUUGCUUAACGUCACUUCUCCAAUAUAUAUUGAGAAUAGAUCAAUAUUUGAUCUCUGUGAUCUAUAUUGAUAGUCAGCCUUAGAUAUAACCAUACAAAAUACAACCAGCAUAUAUCAUAUUUAUAUCCAGAUAUAUUUGUGUUUCAAAUGAAGUGGUUUUAAUAAAUUAUUUUUGUAUAUA